Molecule: messenger RNA, 6766 nt
Organism: Phyllopteryx taeniolatus (common seadragon)
Lineage: Eukaryota; Metazoa; Chordata; Actinopteri; Syngnathiformes; Syngnathidae
Gene: megf10
Product: multiple EGF-like-domains 10
Exons: 26
Coding region: 270-3644 (1124 amino acids)
Cellular component (GO): membrane
Molecular function (GO): scavenger receptor activity; protein binding
Source: RefSeq, a predicted model, not a curated record
UGCUUUGUACUUGGAGACGGCUGACAAUGCAAACUCGUAUACAGAGAAACAAUUUGGGAAGUGGUCAUCUUGCAAUGGUCGGAUUCCAUCAAACCAAGGUGGAAUCAUCGCUUGCGUUCAAGGCUGGCCUAAGGAGGAGGAAAGAUCCUCGGUCGACUCUUUCCCCAUCCGAGGGAGUCUCGUUUUGCAACAAGGAUUUGUUAUUUGUUACGCCGCCAGACAGGACAUGAUUGAGAGUCUUCCAUAGAUAAGGUUGAGUCGUGAGUGAGAUGGCCAUGCCGCUGCUGUGCCACGGGUUAGUCUCGUUGGCUGUGGCCUUCUUUUUCCUGCCUUGCAUCACUUCCUCCCUUAACCUGGAAGAUCCAAAUGUCUGCAGCCACUGGGAGAGAUAUUCGGUGACAGUGCAAGAAUCCUACGCCCAUCCUUUCGAUCAGAUUUAUUACACCAGCUGCACAGACAUCCUCAACUGGUUCAAGUGCACCAGACACAGGGUAAGCUACCGGACCGCGUAUCGCAGAGGGGAGAAGACAAUGUACCGAAGGAAGUCCCAGUGCUGUCCAGGCUUCUUUGAAAACGGCGAAAUUUGCGUUCCUCAUUGUACCGAGAGCUGCGUUCAUGGCCGUUGCAUGGCCCCCAACACCUGCCAGUGUGAGCCCGGAUGGGGGGGGUCCAAUUGCUCCAGCGCUUGUGACAGUGGCCUCUGGGGUCCCCACUGCAGUAACAGAUGCCAAUGCCAGAACAAAGCUCUGUGUAACCCCAUCACCGGUGCCUGUAUCUGCACUCCUGGAUACAGAGGUUGGCGUUGCGAAGAAGUGUGUGAGGUGGGCACCUACGGUACUGGAUGUCAGCAGAAAUGCCAGUGCCGAAAUGGGGCUACUUGUCACCACGUGACUGGAGAAUGCAAGUGCUCACCAGGAUACACUGGAGCUUUUUGUGAGGAUGCAUGCCCCCCAGGUAAACACGGGCAGCAGUGCGAAGAGCGGUGUCCCUGCCAGAACGGCGGCAUAUGUCACCACGUGACCGGAGAGUGCGCUUGUCCGGCAGGAUGGAUGGGUACAGUAUGUGGACAGCCAUGUCCAGAGGGGACAUUUGGCCCAAACUGUUCCCAAGAAUGCCAAUGUCACAACAAUGCCUUGUGUAGUUCAUCCAGUGGACAGUGUCUCUGCAGCCCUGGAUACACGGGAGAACGGUGUCAGGAUGAAUGCCCAGUCGGUACUUAUGGUGCUGGCUGUUCAAAGAGAUGUCGCUGUAAGAACAACAGCAAAUGCUACCACAGCUACGGAAACUGCUUGUGUGAGCCAGGCUUCACAGGCGAGACGUGUGAUGUCCGACUUUGUCCCAAAGGAAACUAUGGCCUACUGUGUGACAGGAAGUGUCCAUGUUAUGCCCGCAAUACACACAGCUGCCAUCCCAUGUCAGGGGAGUGUACAUGUCUGUCUGGUUGGUCUGGCCUCUACUGCAAUGAGACGUGCACGCCAGGAUUCUAUGGCGAGUCCUGCCAGCAGGUGUGCCAGUGCCAGAAUGGUGCAGACUGCCACAGUGGAACAGGAAAAUGUGUUUGUGCGCCAGGCUUCACGGGUUUAGACUGUUCAGUUCCGUGCCCAGCAGAAUCUCAUGGAGUGAAUUGCUCCUCCACCUGUAACUGUAAGAAUGGAGCUCAGUGUUCACCUGUGGAUGGGUCCUGCUUCUGUAAACCAGGGUGGCACGGAGUGGACUGUUCCAUCAACUGCCCCAGCGGUACAUGGGGUCUUGGCUGUAACAUGACCUGUCUUUGUGGGAAUGAAGGCGCUUGUGAUGCUGUGACUGGUCGCUGUACUUGUGCCGUGGGUUGGAGAGGAAAUAAGUGUGACCUGCAAUGCCAGGACGGUACCUAUGGUCUUGACUGCAAAGAGCUCUGUGACUGUAGCCAUGCUGACGUAUGCCAUCACGCCACUGGGUACUGCCACUGCCUGGCUGGAUGGACUGGUAUCCACUGUGACAGUGUGUGUGCGGAGGGCCGCUGGGGUCCAAACUGCUCCCUAGCCUGUGACUGCAAGAACGGAGCAUCUUGCUCCCCUGAUGAAGGAACAUGUGAGUGUGCACCAGGAUACAGAGGCAGCACCUGUCAGAGGAUAUGCUCUCCAGGUUACUUUGGUCACCGCUGUAGUCAGACGUGUCCCAAGUGUGUCCACAGUAAUGGACCAUGCCACCAUGUCAGUGGACAGUGCGACUGUCUGCCAGGCUUUAAGGGGGGCCUUUGCAAUGAGGUGUGUCCCAGCGGUUACUACGGGAAGAAGUGUGCCUUGAGCUGCAGGUGCACCAACAACGGCACCUGUAACCCUAUUGAUGGCUCCUGUCAGUGUUUUCCAGGAUGGAUCGGCAGUGACUGCUCUCAGCCAUGUCCUCCUGCUCAUUGGGGACCCAACUGCAUCCACACAUGUAACUGUCACAACGGAGCCUACUGCAGUGCCUAUGAUGGGGAAUGCAAGUGCACCCCAGGAUGGACCGGCCUUUACUGCACACAACGUUGUCCUUUAGGGUUUUAUGGGAAGGAUUGUUCUCAGUCAUGCCAGUGCAGGAAUGGAGCAGACUGUGAUCACAUCUCUGGUCAAUGCACCUGCCGCACUGGCUUCAUGGGUCAACACUGUGAACAAAAGUGUCCUCCUGGUUCAUAUGGUUACGGAUGCCGGCAAGUGUGUGACUGUCUCAAUAACUCCACUUGUGAUCACAUCACUGGUACAUGCUACUGUAACAAUGGCUGGAAGGGAGCACGCUGUGACCAAGCCGGCGUUGUCAUUGACAGCCUCAACACUUUCACAAGUGCUGCAGUGCAGGUGGACACCUACCAAAUCGGAGCAAUUGCAGGAAUUAUUGUACUGGUGCUGCUUGUGCUCUUCCUCCUCCUCCUCUUCAUCAUCUACAGAAAGAAACAGAAAGGAAAAGAACCCCCCAUGCCAGCAGUGACUUACACUCCCGCCAUCAGGGUGACUACUGACUACACCAUCACAGAUGCUCAUCUACCAAGUGACCUUCACCCCAGUAACUACUUCUCCAACCCCAGCUACCAUACGCUGACCCAGUGCACCAGCCCGCAACAUAAUAACUCUCCAUACGGAAAAGCCAAGAAUAAAAUGUUUGUGAACUUAAAGAAUGUAGAAGAAAGAAAGAGAUAUCCUCUUGCUGAUGCCACUGGCACAUUGCCGGCAGGCUGGAAACAUAGGGACUGCUUCAAUGAACUGGGAGCUUAUGGAGUAGACAGAAGAUGCAUGGGAAAGUCUCUGCGAGACCUGGUGAAAGGCAUACCGUAUCAUGGAAGCUCCAGCUCCCUGAACAGCUCUGAAAACCCAUAUGCCACUAUCAAAGACCCCCCAAUACUGACAACGAAAAACCCUGAAUGUGGCUAUGUGGAAAUGAAGUCACCCACCAGACGGGAUUCACCCUACGCUGAAAUCACUAGCAGCAGUAGUCUGAUCAAUAACAGGAAUGUCUAUGAAAUUGACCCAACCGCAAGCACCAUUAACGGCACUGGAGAAAGUAAUGACUGCGUGCUGCCAGGCCAGGACCCAUACGAUCUACCCAAAAACAGCCAUAUCCCCUGUCACUACGAUGUGCUACCAACCCGAGAAAGUCCAACAUCAGAGCACAAGGAGCUGGAUAGUGACUGACAACAGAGACUCACUGCAGAAAUAAGUUUUUCACCUGCACAACUGGAAGCAUCGAAAGUUUGCAUACCCUCUUCCAUUUUUGUGAUCUUGUGUUUUUAUACUUUACUUUUAUAACAGUUAUAAACAAAGUGGGUAUACAAAACGUAAUUUUUAAAGUUUGUAUUUUCAAUUUCAACUUAUUUUUUGAACUGAUUCAAACUCAACGUAGAAUACAUUCAUACACCUCAUAUGUAGCAACUGAGAAUAUUUGGAAUAAUUCGGAUGUUUGCAGGCAGUAGUGAGCCAGUGGUUCGCACUUCUGCCUCACAGUCGAGAAGUUCCGGCUUACUCCAACAUUCCAAAAAGGUUCAUUCGGUGAUUCCAAACGAGCAUGCUAUGGCACACCAGAGUCCAGAGAGAGAGAGCAUGUAGAAAAUUAUCCAAUUUCACAUUUGAGAUAAGAAUGAAUAUGUACGAAUUUUGCAGUGUUGGAACUAUUGCAUGUCUUUACCGUUAUUACAAUUGUAUAAAGAAAAGAGUGGAAUGGGUUUAUUGAGUAGUUUGGAUCAUUUAUGCACGUGUAUCUGCAGUGUUUGAAGGGCAACAAAUGUAUUUUGUGAAACACACGAUUUUUAUAAAGUUGUUUAUGUCUUUACCGUUAUGCACGUCUGUCUUUGACGUUAUAAAAAUAAGUGUAUUUCAACGGGCCACAAGCAUUUUGCUCUGUCAAUAAGGAUUGCCUUUGCUAUGAAUGCUUCAAAUAACUUUUUGGAAAUAGGACCUAGAGCGUGGCUGUUUCAGCAUGGGAGACAUUUACCCAUACAAAACAUACAAACAUGGUAGCGAAGCCUGUUUUUGGAUGAACAUUUACUAAUCGUAUCAGCCAAAGUUCUGCUUGUUGUCGAGUGAGUGGCGCCUCCUGCUGCCAUACAGCACUCGUUUCUCAAGUUUGGGUUUUGCAACUCACAGCAAAAACUCAGCCAAUCGACGGCUCGUAUUUAAAAACAAUUUUAGAUGGCAGGCGGUGCAAUAAACCAGUGUUGCCAUUCAUAGUACAGAAAGUCAUGGAUAAAUAUUCUCUCGUUUUGAAUUUAAUGCCCGCAACACGUUCCAAAACAGCUGGGACAGAGGCAACAAAAGACUGGGAAAGUUGAGGAAUGCGGGGGGGGGGGGGGGUGGGGGGGCGACAUCUGUUCGGAACAUUCCACAGGUGAAUGGGUGAAUUGGAAACAGGUGUGUAUCAUGAUGGGGUAUAAAAAGAGCAUCCCUGAAAAGUUCAAUUGUUUACAAGCAAGGAUGGGGUGAGGUUCACCAAUUUGUGAACAAGUGCGUGAGCAAAUAGUCCAACAGUUGAAGAAUGUUCCUCAAUGUACAAUUGCAAGGAAUUUAGGGGUUUCAUCAUCGACGGUCCAUAAUAUCAUCAAAAGGUUAAAGGCCAAAAACCCGUGCCCGUGACCUUUGAUCCCUCAGUAAAUACAGUUCGGCGCUACAUCCGUAAGUGCACUUAAAACUCUACUAUGCAAAGCAAAAGCCAUUUAUCAACAACACCCAAGAGCGCCGCAGGCUUCUCUGGGCUCGAGCUCAUCUGAGAUGAACUGACGCAAAGUGGAAAAGUGUUCUGUGGUCUGACGAGUCCACAUUGCAAAUUGUUUCUGGAAAUCAUGGACGUCGUGUCCUCCGAGCCAAAGAGCAAAAGGACCACGCGGAUUGUUAUCAGCGCAAAGUUCAAAAGGCAGCAAAUGUGAGUGCCCAUGGCGUGGGUUUUCUUCUGUUUUAUGUGGAAGAGUCAAGGUAACACUGUGCCAUGCGUGCCAUUGUUUUUGUUUUUUUUCAGCAUUGCACAUUGAUGCAACAUUUCAUUCAGACAAUGGGUACUUCACUUAUCAUAAUCACAAAUAUCAGUUCAUUUCCCGUCUAAAGAAAAAUCCUAAAUCAUCAGCCCCAUUUUUCUUCUUUACUAAUCAUUCAUACGUAUUGUUUUUGUACAUACAGUAUUUACAGAAUAAUCUCCACUAUGACUACAAUAUUUGCUGCCAUUUACAGUAGCUCUGCAUAGAAUGUUUUUUUCUUUAUAUGUUAUUACUGUAAAUUGAUAUUUUUUUUUUUUUUCAUAUUGCGGCCAAUUUCUGUCAUUGCCUCGAUAUAAUCGUCAUAAUAUGAUGGCCUUAGUAUUUUGUAUCUCUCUUGCCAAUCCAGAGUUCCCAUGCGCUCCAAGGUUGACCGUGACCUAAUGACCCACUUUUAACUAGUUAGUAGAAAACAUAAAGGCACAACAAUGGAUCACUGCAGUUUGUGACGUGAGCUCAGUUUCUGGAUUAGAUUUCUUGUACAAACUUGUACAAUCUGAAAUCAUUCGUAUACAAUAAAAUAACUUUUUUUUAAAAAUUAUUAUUCCAUUAUGAUUUCUGUAAGCCAUUAGUAUUAUUGCCUGUCUUAACCUGGGAUGGAAAAACCAUUUCAAGACACUGUAUUUGGAAUAUGUUAGAAAUGAUGUAAAUAAUGUACAGUAUAUACUUUGAUCUGGUCUGAUGUAAAAAUAAAAAAACGCUGUCUUGUUUCUGCAUACCAGAUUAUGGUUUUUAUAGGGUUUCAGUUGUGUAGCCAUUUUAUUUCCCAAUCUGCUAUUAUGUUGUUCGUAUUCUUGUGACAACUUGUGUUUUGCUCAUCUGAGUGGGGUCACAUUGAACAUACAGUGGAUGUAAAAAAAAGUGCACACACCCCUGUUCAAAUGGCAAUUUUUUUGUGCUAUAAAAAAAAAAAAAAAAAAAAUGAGCCCAAGAUGGAUCAUUUCAGAAUUUUUCCCAGCAAAGCUCAGAUGUUCAUGUCGUCUUUUCCUGACAUUUCUAUAGUCCCAUUUUACAGCACAAGCAAUGGUUCACAGAGAGCUUCCACUGCAUCAGAGCGAUCUUAUUGGUAAAAGGUAUUGGUCAGGAGAAGGUUACAAAAGAAUGUACAGAGCAUUUAUAUAAGUACAGGAUAUAAUGUAUGUCACACCGAUUGUGGAAAUCUUUUUGAACUGAUUUAGAAAUGGUUUUGUUGUUGCCUGUAAUUGGUUCUUUACGCCUCUUGUUUUGAAGGGAAAGGGUUGGUGGAAAGGGUCGGGAGGGAUCGGUGUUGGUACAAUAAAAGAUAUGUUGGUCUUC